AUGUCUGAAGCUGGAGAUCUACUGGAUCGGGACCAGUUUACCUGUCCAGUCUGUCUGGAUCUACUGAAGGAUCCGGUGACUAUUCCCUGUGGACACAGUUACUGUAUGGGCUGUAUUAAGGGCUGCUGGGAUCAGGAUGAUCAUGCUGGUGUCUACAGCUGUCCCCAGUGCAGAGAGACCUUCAUCCCAAGACCUGUUUUAAGAAGAAACAUCAUAGUGACUAAUAUGGUGGAGAAAGUGAAGAAGACAGGACUCCAAGCUGCUCCUCCUCCUCACUGUUAUGCUGGACCUGGAGAUGUGGCGUGUGAUUUCUGCACUAGGAGAAAGUUCAAAGCCGUCAAGUCCUGUCUGGUGUGUCUGGCCUCCUACUGUCAAACUCACCUGCAGCCUCACUAUGAAUCUCCUGCCUUUAAGAAGCACAAACUGGACCAAGCCACUGGAAACCUGCAGGAGAAGAUCUGCUCUCAUCAUGACAAAGUGCUGGAGAUUUACUGCCGCACUGAUCAGCAGUGUAUCUGUUAUCUGUGUAUGAUGGAUGAACACAGAGGCCAUGAUACAGUCUCAGCUGCAGCGGAAAGGACUGAGAAACAGAAACAGUUUGGAGCAACACAGAGGAAAUUCCAGCAGAGAAUCCAGGAGAGAGAGAAGGAGCUGCAGGAUCUGAGACAGGCUGUGGAGUCACUCACGCACUCUGCACAGGCAGCAGUGGAGGACAGCGAGUGGAUCUUUACUGAGCUGAUCCGCUCCAUUAAGAGAAGGCGCUCUGAGGUGAAACAGCUGAUCAGAGAUCAGGAGAAGGCUGCAGUGAGUGGAGCUGGAAGACUCCUGGAGCAACUGGAGCAGGAGAUUGCUGAGCUGAGGAGGAGAGAUGCUGAGAUGGAGCAGCUUUCACACACAGAGGAUCACAUCCAUUUCCUCCAGAGCCAUCAGUCUCUCUGUGCCCCUCCUGGACCUGGAGACUCACCCAGCACCACUGUCAAUUCAUACUUUUUUGAGGCUGUGAGGAAAUCUGUCUCUGACCUGAAAGAACGAGUGGAGGGCAUCUGCAAGGGGGAAUUAGACAAGAUCUCAAAAACAGUGAAAGAAGUCCAUAUAUUAGAGCCCAGGACCAGAGAGGAUUUCUUACAAUAUUCCUGUCAGCUCACACUGGACCCCAACACAGCACAUAGAAAGCUCCGUCUGUCUGAGGGGAACAGAGCGGUGACAUGUGUGAUGAAGACCCAGUCAUAUCCUGAUCAUCCAGAGAGAUUCAACGACUUGGUGCAAGUGCUGUGCAGAGAGGGUCUGUCUGGACGCUGUUACUGGGAGGCUGAGUGGAGUGGGGAUUAUGAGGUUUCUAUAGCAGUCUCAUAUAAAGAGAUCAGCAGGAGGGGAGGAAGUGCUGACUGUGGUCUGGGAUGGAAUGACAAGUCCUGGAGUUUGUGCUGCUCUCCUGCCACAUGCUUUUUGUGGCACAAUAAUAAUCACACUGCAAUCCCUGUCCCCCUCUUUGCCAGAAUAGGAGUGUACCUGGAUCACAGGGCAGGAACUCUGUCCUUCUACAGCGUCUCUGACACAAUGACCCUCCUCCACAGAGUCCAGACCACAUUCACUCAGCCCCUCUAUGCUGGGUUUCACGUUUAUUGGAAAGGAGCAUCUGUAAAAUUAUGUGAUCUUAGAUGAGAGAGAAAAGAUCAACUACAAUUGUAGAAAAGGGCCACGUGUCUUUGUUUGCGCACCACCCCCACCUCUCACAGGCACUAUGUUUACAACCUAGUUGAAACCUGUCCAAACCAGUCCUGCUGCUCCCCUUAUCAGCAGGACCCCCACAGGCAACCCAAGGACGGCCCCCAGGCCACAAUUUGCCCGCUGACCUGUCCGUAUCCUUUGGCCACCAAUAAGAACCUCAA
This is a messenger RNA of Megalops cyprinoides (Indo-Pacific tarpon), 1889 nucleotides long. RefSeq names its product tripartite motif-containing protein 16-like. The transcript has 6 exons. Lineage: Eukaryota; Metazoa; Chordata; Actinopteri; Elopiformes; Megalopidae. The record is from RefSeq and is a predicted model, not a curated record. Bases 1 to 1662 code for a protein of 553 amino acids. Gene Ontology annotation, molecular function: zinc ion binding; protein binding.